AUGGUAACUGCUGUUAAAAACCUAGCGAAUGGAAGAAGUCGUUUGCGUAUGUCCUCAUGGAUUGGAAUGAUACAACUCAUGAUAAGGGACACUAUUCGCUGGAAUCGGGGUCUCAGUUUCGAUACUUUCCUCUUCAAAACCUCAUUCAAUUUCUUCAAGGGAAUCGUUGAUCGCAGAGUAAACACUACGGUGGCCAUAUGUGAUCUUUCCGUAUCCAGUUCUUGGUGGAUUUGA
This is a messenger RNA of Lactuca virosa, 234 nucleotides long. NCBI's taxonomy places the organism in Eukaryota, Viridiplantae, Streptophyta, Magnoliopsida, Asterales, Asteraceae. The record is from the annotation of a GenBank genome assembly.